CCAGUACCAAGGCGGGGCGAAGAUAUCGAGGUCGCGCCAAGACUGCAAGAUCUUCCCGACCCAUACAUGAUUCGGGCCGGUCUCAAGACAGACGACGAGCUUUCUCAACUUCGUAGUCGUCGUAGGACUGGUAAACGACUCGAAAGGUUUCACAGAAAGCAGAAUGAUCUCAUCCACUCAUUGCUGAAGCCCAUGGAAGAGCAUACAGAGGAGGCAAGAAAAGAUGAAGAAGACAAUCGUUUACCUGUCAGGAUUGCGGUGUGGGCAAGUCUUGUUGCCAACUUCAUUCUCUGUGUACUUCAGCUAUAUGCUGCUGUGUCCUCAGUCUCUCUGUCCCUCAUCGCUACAGGGAUUGACGCCACUUUCGAUUUUGGAAGUAACAUCUUCCUAUACUGGACUCACAAGAAAGCACUGUCAAUGGACAUUAACAAAUGGCCUGUUGGUGGUUCUCGACUUGAAACGAUCGGAAAUGUUGUCUACGGUUCCAUCAUGGCGUCGGUCAACUUGGUUGUUAUCGUUGAAUCCAUCCGUGCACUCAUGUCUCAAGAAAAGGACAACGGCUUCCACCUCCAGGCCAUCAUAGCAGUUGCAGCUGCGCUGGCCGUCAAGUUUGCCCUUUUCUUGUAUUGUUUGGCCCUACGAUCAAAGUCUAGCCAGGUGCAUGUCUUGUGGGAGGAUCAUCGAAACGAUCUUUUCAUCAAUGGAUUCGGUAUUCUGAUGUCUGCUGGAGGAAGUAAAUUGCAAUGGUGGUUGGACCCUGCUGGUGCUAUCCUCAUUGGUGCUGGGGUUAUAUUUGCUUGGAGUCACACGAUCUAUGAGCAAUUUGGCUUCCUUGCCGGGAAGUCUGCACCACACGACUUCCUGCAACUCAUCAUCUACAAAGCCAUGACCUUCAGCGACGAAAUCGAGAAAAUCGAUACUGUACGGGCUUACCACAGCGGACCCGAUUAUGUCGUCGAGGUGGACAUCGUCAUGGACGCUACUACCCCGUUGUGGAAAGCACAUGAUAUUAGCCAGCAGCUGCAGGAUAAGAUCGAGGUGCUUCCGAAUGUCGAGCGUGCCUUUGUGCACGUCGAUCACGAGACGACCCAUGCCCCUGAACACCGAAAGAUGAUAUAG
This is a messenger RNA of Suillus paluster, 1119 nucleotides long. Its product is annotated as CDF manganese transporter. Gene Ontology annotation, biological process: monoatomic cation transport; transmembrane transport. NCBI's taxonomy places the organism in Eukaryota, Fungi, Basidiomycota, Agaricomycetes, Boletales, Suillaceae. Gene Ontology annotation, molecular function: monoatomic cation transmembrane transporter activity. The transcript has 13 exons. Gene Ontology annotation, cellular component: membrane. The annotation marks the transcript as partial. The record is from RefSeq and is a predicted model, not a curated record.